Messenger RNA from Pieris brassicae (large cabbage white), 2386 nucleotides. RefSeq names its product protein sneaky-like (gene snky). Gene Ontology annotation, cellular component: membrane. The coding region runs from base 377 to 2218 and encodes 613 amino acids. The transcript is spliced from 10 exons. NCBI's taxonomy places the organism in Eukaryota, Metazoa, Arthropoda, Insecta, Lepidoptera, Pieridae. The record is from RefSeq and is a predicted model, not a curated record.
ACUGCGAGAAAACGUAUGUAAUGGUAUUUUUAGAACAGCUGGAAGGAAUUUCCAAAGUAGCUUUCCGAAAUCUCUGCCCCUGUGUCUGUUUUAUUUUCUCUGAUCGACAUAAAAGAAAGUUUAAAUGUUUGACAGCAUUUAUGGCUGGUUUCUGCCUUGGGCAGGCUUACUUCCAUUAUUUAUUAAAGUUUAUUUUGCCCAACACAAUUGGUCUAUCGCUGGGAAUAAUAAUAAGUGUAUGUUUAGGUAAGUUUCUUUUUUAAGUAGCAUCUUAGCUGCCGGUUUGUUUCUUUGUUUUGUAUAUUUUGUCGCCGUUUUAGGUAUAGGUAACACAAUAUCAAUUCAAAUAAGAUGUAUUUCUGUACUUUUACUGCCGAUGUACUGUGGAAAAGCUGGGAGAGGUAUAUUAAAGGCUUUUGUGCUUGCAUAUGUCGUUGCAGGUCCUAUAACAAAUAUGGCUUUUAAUGCGAAAGAAGUGGUUCGCGUCUUUGCUUGUAGCACCCAAAUGUCAUGUAAUAUCACAAGACUAAAAUACAAUUUUAUAGCUAAUCCAUUCAGAAGGGCACUGCUGGCUAUGAACCCUGAAACAGAUGAAUUCAAAGGUACGUUAAGGUCUAUUAGAGACAUUAUAAAACCUAUAGAAAUCGAACUGGAGAACAAUAUAGAAAUUCAGAAUACAAAAGUGGAGAAUGAUAUUGUCGACGACAUGUUCUAUUUUCGACAUAAAUCUGAUCUAAUUCAGGAGAAAUAUCGGAUAUCUGCCAAAGACCCUAAACCAAUUAAAUAUUGGAAGAAAUACAUACACAAGAUAGAACUACGCUGUCAAAGACAAAUUGACCAUGCGGUUAUCUCCUGUAUGCGUAUAUUCUCUUCUUCAUAUAAUAUUUGCUAUAGCCUUUUACCGAUACACGCUGGUAUCAUGUGCUGGCCAUUGAUGCUUCCAAACGCUUGUCAUAUUGACCGGUAUCUUGGUUCUCUAUGCAAAUAUGAGGAGCUGUUAGAUCCCGGACUGGGAGAAGGUUAUACGUUUUUGAAGAAAGCUUCGGUCACAUUUAUUGAAAAUCUUCAUGACGUCAACAUAUCUGUGCGAGAAAUUGUUGAAAAUGAUCCGCAUUGUCGACUAGCUAAAGAGAGCGCAGAACAAUUAAUUGAUGCAUUUAAAGAAAAAUACAGUAUAAUGCAAGGUGUUAUUCUAGUAGUAAAUGUUUGUUUAGCUCUUCUCUUUCUAAGACUUGUGACGUCGGCGCAUACUUACCACGAUCUAUAUUUAACUAAUAUAGAUUAUGACAAUGUGUAUAUAACUAGAUACUUUAAGAGGAUUGAUCAGAAGCGUAGAGAUAAACAUAAGUGUACGUUACUACCCCUAAAAAAGAUGGAAAGAAAUCGCUAUAUAGACGUCUACCUAACGUCAUACAUUCCGUCUGAACGUAGCAAGCUUUUCACCCAGAUCUUAAAGCUAACGCUGGAAGCUAUAACGGCGACCACGUUCGUGAUGCUGGACCGUCUCUUCUACGAAGCCUUAGAUGUGGUCCGGCAGUACGCAGACUCAGAACAUUAUGGGAUUGGAGAUUUGGAUGUUCUGGUGGAAGGAAAAGGAUUCCUUGCAGGCAUGGUUCGUAAAAUUAUCGAUGGGUUGGGUAUAGUGAACACAAGUUCAAUAUGCUUAACCAACAAGGAAUGUCGGCCGCAGCCCCAUGCAAUAUUGCCAAGCUAUUACUUUAAAAUAUAUGGAGGAUAUUUGUGGAUAUUGGCGCUGUUGUAUUUAAAUCCUUAUACAUUGCGAUUACGAAGACUAAUCUGUGGUUUUUUCUACCCACAUCGCGAGAAACAGAGAAUAUUGCAUCUCUACAACGAUAUUCUCAAAAAACGUUUAAGAAUGCAGAAAACACUACGUAAAAAAGCAGUGCAAGCGGUGAGGGCUCACUAUCUGUCGGGGGAAAAUCUUCUUAGUUUAAGGAUAAGGUUCCCUCAACUGCUGGGAUGGCUGGGAGCUUUACCGCUCGCGAGGAUGAAGUGUCUUAUAUGCGAAGAAAUUGAACCUAAUUUGAAAAAACGUUGUGAUAAGAGCUGGCAUAACUGUUCCACUAUAAGGUGUCCAUUCGUAUACUGCGAUGAGUGCUGGAAGGAUAUUGGAAGCAGUUGUCUGGCCUGCGACCCUGCCCUUAAUGAGCUCAGUGACGUUGACUCUUUGAGUGACGAUCAGCCUCAGAGAUACUAAUUAGUAACUUAAAUAACUACGUAAAGAAAUCGCGACAGACACCUAAGCGAUAAGUCUCUAAAUGAAACUAGAAAUUGUCACUUAUUCAUUAGUUGGAUUGCUCCAAAUUAAUUUAUUUUAGUAUACUGGUUCCACAGUUCAGAAUAUGCUAGCUUUGCAUAGCACAAC